Salvia splendens (bonfire salvia) is the source of this 1137-nucleotide messenger RNA. RefSeq names its product vesicle transport v-SNARE 13. The transcript has 5 exons. The record is from RefSeq and is a predicted model, not a curated record. Gene Ontology annotation, biological process: intracellular protein transport; vesicle-mediated transport; vesicle fusion. NCBI's taxonomy places the organism in Eukaryota, Viridiplantae, Streptophyta, Magnoliopsida, Lamiales, Lamiaceae. Gene Ontology annotation, cellular component: late endosome membrane; endoplasmic reticulum membrane; SNARE complex. The coding region runs from base 296 to 961 and encodes 221 amino acids. Gene Ontology annotation, molecular function: SNARE binding; SNAP receptor activity.
UAACUGAAAAGUAUUGUCAUCACUCACCAAUCAUCCGUUCAACCCACAUUCCGACUACACCUGAAGGCCUUUUCAACGCAGCGGCUGUUCGAUCAAAUCAGAUCAUUCUCGGCAUCCCGAUCUGUUCAAUUUCAAGGAGCGUGGACUUUUUUUCUCUAAUCCUCUCAAAAUUUCAUCUAUUGCGUUCUGAAUUUUCGGUUGUUUUUAAAUUCCUUGUUGCAGUAGUUCUUAAUCGAUCGAAGUUCUAACAAACUAGCGUUGAUUUCGAUUUGUCGCUGCAGAAUUGGGGGAAAAGAUGAGUCAAGCGUUCGAAGGUUAUGAGCGGCAGUACUGCGAGCUGUCUGCUAACCUAUCCAAAAAGAUUACUUCAGCAAGUCUCCUUGAUGGAGAACAGAAGAAACAGAAAAUAUUUGAAGUACAGACACGAUUGGGGGAUGCUGAGGCAUUGAUACGUAAAAUGGAUCUUGAAGCUAGGAGCUUGCCACCGAGUGUGAAGGCCAUGCUUCUUGCCAAACUAAGAGAAUAUAAAAAUGAUUUGAACAAUUUGAAAUCGGAAGUGAAGAGAAUCACAUCAGCUAAUGCCAAUCAAGCUGCAAGGGAUGAGUUGUUGGAAUCUGGAUUGCAAGAUACAAUGGCGGUAUCAGCUGAUCAAAGAGCAAGGCUGUUGAUGUCAACUGAAAGACUUAACAAGACAGGCGAAAGGGUCAGAGAAAGUAGAAAAACAAUGCUGGAAACUGAGGAGCUUGGUGUCUCAAUUCUUCAAGAUCUGCACCAGCAACGUCAAUCGCUUCUGCAUGCACAUGGCACUCUUCACGGGGUGGAUGACAACAUAGGCCGGAGCAAAAAGAUGCUCACCAACAUGUCAAGAAGGAUGAACAGAAAUAAGUGGAUGAUUGGAACAGUUAUUGCAGUCUUGAUUAUUGCAAUUCUUCUCAUUCUUUACUUCAAGCUGAUCCAUUAGAUAGUCAGCUCUGAUGAUUGGACAUCCUGUUUUAUUUUUCCACUCCCAAAUGUGGAAGUCUUAAAAUACACCAUUUUUUUUUAUGAUGUGUGAUUGUCGCUUUAUUGAUUUUGUUGGACUUAAUUUGUAUCUCAAAAUAUUAUGGUAACUGUAAUAUGAUAAUGCUUCGAUCAAAA